Molecule: messenger RNA, 1165 nt
Organism: Nematolebias whitei (Rio pearlfish)
Lineage: Eukaryota; Metazoa; Chordata; Actinopteri; Cyprinodontiformes; Rivulidae
Product: rap guanine nucleotide exchange factor 5-like
Exons: 10
Coding region: 1-1125 (374 amino acids)
Biological process (GO): Ras protein signal transduction; positive regulation of GTPase activity
Cellular component (GO): plasma membrane
Molecular function (GO): guanyl-nucleotide exchange factor activity
Source: RefSeq, a predicted model, not a curated record
AUGGGAUCUCGUCCACAGUCCUUGAACCUGCAGCAGGAGGAGGGCAGGCUGCUGCUGCACGCUGCCCUGGUGGAGCAGGAGGAGGACGAGGAGGAGAGCAGCAGUGACAGCACCAGCCGGGCAGAGCCGGUGACCGUGCCCACCUUCGACGUCCCCUACUUUCGCUACAUAGAUGAUGAGGGAACAGAGGGAGAGGAGGAGUGGAGCAGCAGCCGCUCUCUGUCCUCUAUCGGGGAGGACUCGUCUUCUGAUUCUGUCGUGUCCGACAGGUAUGCGGUUGUGUCCGGAACCCCCGAGAAGGUCCUGGAGCACUUGCUGAAUGACCUGAUGCUGGACGAUGACCGAGGGACAACACAGGAGAAAGUGUCAGACAGCUCGGAGCUGCAGGAGAGGACGGCACGUUUGCUGAGUUUAACCACAUGGGACGUGGCCGUGGCACUCACCAGCUUUGACUGGACCAUUUUUAACUCCAUGCAUGAGCAGGAACUGGUGUACUUCACCUUCAGCCGACAUGUUUGCCAUGACCACACCACAGCACUGGAGCUGCUGCUGCAGCGCUGCAACGAAGUGCAGCUGUGGGUGAUGACGGAGGUGCUGCUGUGCCCGAAUCUCUGCAAAAGAGUCCAACUCAUCAAGAAGUUCAUCAAGAUUGCUGCUCACUGUAAAGCUCAAAGGAACCUCAACAGCUUCUUUGCCAUCAUUAUGGGGCUGAAUGCUGCAGCCAUUGGUCGCCUCAGUCAGACCUGGGAGAAAAUUCCUGGAAAGUUUAAAAAGCUGUUUUCAGAGCUGGAGACAGUCACAGAUCCCUCACUGAACCACAAGGCCUACAGGGACUCCUUCAAGAAGAUGAAGGCUCCAAAGAUUCCCUUUCUUCCUCUGCUCCUGAAAGAUAUCACGUUCAUUCAUGAAGGCAACAGAACGUUUCAUGAUAACAUGGUCAAUUUUGAGAAGCUGCACAUGAUAGCAGACAUGGCACGGCUCAUCCGGCAGUGUCAGAAAGAUCACGUGGGUGACAGGUCCCCAAAAAGCAGCUCAGAGGCUCGAGCGUACAUCGAUUACCUUCAUGUCAUCGACAAUCAGCAAACUCUGUUUGAACUGUCACACAGGCUGGAGCCUCGCUCUUAAUAAAACCAGCUUUUGUUGUGUUCUACCCACUUUGUCAAAU